CACAGUCGUCUAAGCCCCUGGGCUGUAAAAUGGAUGACGCAGAGUUGUACGCCAAAUCGAGCAGCCUUCAGCAACAGUUCGUGAACAAGGUGCUGCAGGAGCUGUGGCCGGCGCUGGACUGGCGGUGCGCUCAAGGCACUGUGCUGGACGUUGGUUGCGGUGCUGGUGACGUCACGACACAAGAGCUGCUGCCGCGACUGCCACCAGGCGUCAGUGUCCUUGCUGUAGACAUCAGCCCCGCCAUGGUAGCCAAGGCUGCAGACAGGUUCUCCGGACCACGUCUGUGCUUCCGUCAGCUGGACAUUGGCACGCGGCGUAUUGAAGAAACCGACGUCUGGAGGCUAGGACCGUUCCCAAAGGUGUUCUCCUUCUUCUGUCUGCACUGGGUGCAGGAUCAGAGACUCGCCCUUCAGAACAUCGGUAAGCUUCUGUCUCCCGGAGGUGAAACAGUUCUGAUCAUCGUGACCGGCAGUCCCAUCUAUAUGAUGUUAGAAACACUGGCAAAGUCCUCUCGGUGGAGUGCCUACAUGAUGGAUUACCGUCAGUUCGAGCCACCUUACGUACUCACUGAAAAUCCAGUGGCCGUUCUGACGAAAUACCUGCAUGAAGCUGGUAUCUCCGUAAAAACAUGCCGCAAUGAGGACAGCAGCUAUUCUUCCAAGGAUGAGCAAAAAGUUAAAAACACGAUAACUGCGAUAAACCCGUUCGUCGGCAGGAUCCCGCAGCAACAACUGGAGGCCUUCAUACAAGACUGCGUGGCAGAGGCCUACAGUAACGGCACGAUACGCGCUGACACACUGCCGGGCGGCACCGUCUACUCCUUGCCGUACAGCGCCAUGUUCGCCCAUGCAGUCAAGGCCUGAGCUUGGUGGCUUCUGCAGUCAUGAUCUCUAAUGAUUCGAAAAGCUCGCAUUUUACUCUAUUUUCCUCGUAUCGUCUGUGUGCGCAACGUUCUCGUUAAAUCCAUGCUACUUCGCGACCACUGUCCUUCAUAUGAGUUUGUGGAAUACCAUCUCAACUCAUUCUUGACAAGAAUACUUCAACACUUGCCUAGCGUUAUUCAAAAGCCAUUCUCUCACAAAAACUAGUAUACAUGAGAGAAUAGCAGAAUUAUACUAUGACUGAAAAUAUGAGUUGAGGAUUGGCCCAAAAUUAUAUUCCUCCGGCAUAUACUCCAGAAACAACUUUCACGACGAACGCUCAGGAUUUUUCUUCACUGCCAUGAAGCAAUCGUCAAUGGUGGUUUAACAUUGCCUUGUCGGAUCUUAGGACGCUCUACCGCUCUACCGUUUAUAGUGCAUCUCGUGUGUGUGUGUGUGUGUGUGUGUGUGUGUGUGUGUCUAUGUAAGAAAUAAUCUAGUCAUAGAGGUAAUAGAGAAGAAUAAUAUUUUUCCCGUUUUUAUUAUUUGCUUCAUAUAAAUGCCGAAUGUAGGAAGGUAGUGCUCCUGAGUAACAGACAAGAAAUAAGCUGUGGAAACAAACAUUGUUUACGUAAGGAUAGGUGUUGUGAAAGGAACUUGGUUAAAAAGCCUGUAACGUAAAUUGGUAACUUUUAAUAAUUAGUAACUUUUAAUUAUAGGCAGUAUUUAAAAAUUAUUUUUUUACCACUAGAAACAGUAAACGAUGAUGCAACCUGGCAAUCCAUUAUUUCGUGUGUACUAUUUAUAAUGAUUUUUAACUUAAAGCUACUGAAAACGUCUC
Schistocerca piceifrons (Central American locust) is the source of this 1701-nucleotide messenger RNA. Its product is annotated as juvenile hormone acid O-methyltransferase-like. The transcript has 5 exons. Lineage: Eukaryota; Metazoa; Arthropoda; Insecta; Orthoptera; Acrididae. Bases 30 to 863 code for a protein of 277 amino acids. The record is from RefSeq and is a predicted model, not a curated record.